Molecule: messenger RNA, 1245 nt
Organism: Phoenix dactylifera (date palm)
Lineage: Eukaryota; Viridiplantae; Streptophyta; Magnoliopsida; Arecales; Arecaceae
Product: bidirectional sugar transporter SWEET14-like
Biological process (GO): carbohydrate transport
Cellular component (GO): membrane
Molecular function (GO): sugar transmembrane transporter activity
Source: RefSeq, a predicted model, not a curated record
AGGAUCCAAACGCCCCUCCAUCCACCACCACUGCGUGCUCUUGGGCAGGAGGUAAACUUAUUCUUAAAAGAGAAGCAAUGGCUGGGUUAUCAUUGGACCACCCUUGGGCCUUCACCUUUGGAAUCCUAGGUAACAUCAUCUCAUUCAUGGUGUAUGUAGCCCCACUGCCAACGUUUUAUAGAGUUUACAUAAAGAAAUCGACUGAAGGGUUUCAGUCCGUGCCGUAUGUGGUUGCACUAUUCAGUGCCAUGCUAUGGAUAUACUAUGCACUCAUCAAGACUGAUUCUUACCUUCUAGUUACAAUUAACUCGAUCGGAUGCAUCAUCGAGACCAUGUACAUCAUCAUGUAUCUCAGUUAUGCCCCGAAGAAAGCUAGGAUUUUUACUGCCCAAAUUCUUCUACUUUUGAACGUGGGGCUAUUCGGAUUGAUAGUUCUUCUCACUCUCCUACUAGCGAAGGGUCCCCGCGAACAAGUUCGUGUUCUUGGAUGGGUCUGUGUGAGUUUCUCUAUCAGCGUCUUCGUAGCUCCUUUAAGCAUCAUUAGGCUAGUUAUACGAACGAAGAGUGUGGAAUUCAUGCCCUUCUGGCUAUCGUUCUUCCUCACACUGAGUGCCAUCGCUUGGUUUUCAUAUGGCCUGCUCACAAAGGACAUAUAUGUGGCGCUACCAAACAUAUUGGGUUUUAUCUUUGGAGUCGUCCAAAUGGGAAUCUACAUAGCCUACAAGGGUGCUAAGAAGGCUGCAUAUGAUCAGAAUAAGGUGGCUGAACACAUCAUAACAAUGGCAAAGCUAGGCACGGGCGAGAGGAGCUCAGAGGUCCAUCCCAUCGAUGUGAUCAGCUCACCAGGUGUCCAUGGUGAAGAGGAUGCGGACAGGGAGGACCAAGAGCGGCAUGAACCAACCCACGACGGUGACAUGGAAGGCAUGGAAGCUCAAAAGGAGAUUGAGACGAACCAGCUUGAGGUUUGAUAGCCAACCCUCAUGGGACAGAACACUUGGGUGCACACGCUUCCCCUUUGAAGUUCUAUUCAGCCCAUUUCUUAGCUUAUGACAUCCUUCCCAACGCUACAUGAAUGUUAUACAGAGAGCGAGCGAGCGAGCGAGAGAGAGAGAGAGAGAGAGAGAGAGAGAGAGAGAGAGAGAGAGAGAGUUAUAAUCUUUUAUAUUAGUUGUCUACGUUGAUUGUAAUGUGGUUUUCUUUGUUAACAAAGCUUAUGUAAGGGAGGAUGGAAGGCUUUAUCCAGAA